Oldenlandia corymbosa var. corymbosa is the source of this 1243-nucleotide messenger RNA. Lineage: Eukaryota; Viridiplantae; Streptophyta; Magnoliopsida; Gentianales; Rubiaceae. The record is from the annotation of a GenBank genome assembly.
UCACAACUCAGAAUUCUUUUUUGUCUCCAGUUUCAAGGUUUACUUUUUCCCACAUUUUCAGAAGGUAAAAUGUAACGUUAUUUGGUGAAUGCUGAGGAUGAUCGUGUAUAUUCUGUGCCUUCAUGAAUCGUCAUUGCCACUAUAAAUUAGUAGCUCCGUGACCCUUUAUUUUCCUCAUCACCAAGAUCAAGCUUUUCUUUUUACUUACUGGUAGCUACUAAAUGGCCUCGUUUUCUUUCCAAUUGGUUCUGACUAUUUCUCUGGUUGGAGUUAUUAUAUCCUCUGUUCUUCCCCUGUCUUUUGCUGGUAUUAAUUUCAAUGAAGAGUUUGAGAUAAACUGGGGAGAUUACAGGGGAAAGAUUCUCAACGAGGGUGAACUUCUUACUUUGUCAUUGGACAACAUUUCUGGCUCUGGGUUCAUUUCCAAGAAGGAAUUCUUGUUUGGGACAAUUGAUAUGCAGAUCAAAUUAGUCCCUAACAACUCUGCUGGCACUGUCACUGCUUAUUACUUGUCAUCAGUUGGACCAACCCAUGAUGAAAUUGACUUUGAAUUCCUUGGAAAUCUCAGUGGGGAGCCUUAUACUGUUCAUACAAAUGUGUACACUCAGGGCAAAGGCGAAAGGGAACAGCAAUUUCACUUAUGGUUUGAUCCUACAGCUGAUUUCCACACCUAUUCGGUUCAUUGGAAUCCAUCAACCGUAAUCUUCUAUGUUGACAAUGUUCCAAUUAGGGAGUUCAAGAAUCUGGAAUCAAAAGGGGUACAAUUUCCCAAAAACCAACCGAUGAAGAUCUACUCAAGCCUGUGGAAUGCAGAUGAAUGGGCAACCAGAGGAGGGCAAGUGAAGAUUGAUUGGGCUCAGUCACCAUUUGUUGCAUCAUACAGAGGUUUCAGUGCUAGACCACAUUAUUGCAGUUUAUCUUCCGCCGGAGAUUCACAACCAUCUUCUUGUACUACUUCUGCUUCAUUGUCGUCGUCGUCGUCCAACGUUAACAAUGAUCAGAAUCUGUCGGAGAAUCUGGAUAUUGUCGGGGAAAGGAAAUUAAGAUGGGUGCAGAAGAAUUAUAUGAUCUACAAUUACUGCACUGACACCAAGCGUUUUCCUCAGGGAUUUCCAACCGAGUGUCAGCCCACUUCCUAAAUAUUUAGUAGUAUGAAAUAAUAAUCGAAAUUAUCAUAUAUAUGUGUCUGAUUUUGAACUAGCUCUUUGAGUUUUGGAGCUGUGAUUUUGGGUUUCCUCCAAAA